UUUUUUUAAAUUCAUCUUUCUCUUUUUUCCGUGAAUAAGAACGCCCCCAUACGGUUGCGAGGCGAACGACUUUGCCGACAUCGCAUCGACACUGUCGAUGUGUCUUAUCCUUUGGUUGUGUGUGCUCGAUUCGCACAGUUUUAAGGUUAUAACGUUGCGUUUCAACCAGUUUAAAGUUUAAACCAAAACGUAUCAGUGCAGUGAUUUGGCGAUGCUGUAUUUCGUUACUUUAUUCUUCAUACCUUGUUUAAGAAAACAACCUUGCUAAAAAAAACAGCAAGAAUAUUUACAAUCGAUAUCAAAUGUCUUCUAUUUCGGCGGUACAGCUGGAUAAGCGAUUUAACGAGAAUGAACCAUGCUAAUACAGGAAUGAAGGUUUAUGCAAAUAACGUAUCAAAUAUACGACAGAGAAAAUUUGAAUCAACAAGUAAAGUGAACUUGAGCAAAAUGGUGGGAUUAGAAAGCGAGGAAUUGAUCCAGUCAAACAUUUUCGAUGCUGCUAUGGAAUUAGAAAUGAAAUCAGACGAAGAAACAGAGAGUGAUGGAGAAGAACAUACUCGACGACUUAUACCAUCAUCGUCGAUGGAACAUCGCUGCGUUACUACCACUAUCACCACCACCACCACCACCACUAACAACAACGAUGACAAAGAAAUGGUGGUUGUUCGAAAUAAUUGUCAAUUGAAACGGCUCGAAGAGGAAAAUCUUUGGUCCACCUCUAUACAAAUGUUUGUGCCUUUUUUAUUGGCCGGCUUUGGUAUGGUGGCGGCUAGUUUGUUGUUGGAUGUUGUACAGCAUUGGCCCGUCUAUCAAGUAGUGUCCGAAGUGUAUAUAUUGGUGCCUGCAUUGUUGGGUUUAAAAGGAAACUUGGAAAUGACGUUGGCCUCUCGUUUUUCCACUCACGCGAAUCUCGGAUAUACCGACACAAAGAAGCAGCGUUGGACUUUGAUAGUUGGAAAUCUUACUUUGAUCCAAUGUCAAGCAACGGUAGUGGGCCUAUUAGCUUCUAUAGCAGCGGUCGUGCUCGGUUGGAUACCAGAAGCACAAUUUGAUAUUCAUCAUGCUCUUUUACUAUGCGCCAGUGCCUUAUCUACUGCCUCCAUAGCGAGUUUUUUAUUGAGCUUAGUCAUGAUCGCCGUGAUACUUUUGUCAAAAGAGAUGAAUAUCGAUCCGGAUAACAUAGCUACGCCGAUCGCAGCUUCUCUCGGCGACUUGACCACUUUGGCCCUUCUUUCAGGAAUCGCGUCUCUUCUUUAUAAAAGUAUGGAUUAUGCCGCAUGGAUAGCUCCCACCUUGAUAAUAUUUCAUAUCGUCGUCACACCUGUUUGGGGCUACGUAGCAGCGAAAAAUCCCUUUACCAGAGAAAUAUUAGACUAUGGCUGGGUACCUGUGAUAUGCGCAAUGUUAAUUAGCAGCGUAGGAGGUUUGAUACUAGAUUAUACGAUAUCUAGUUACAAAGGUAUAGCUGUAUUUCAGUUGGUGAUAAAUGGUGUUGGUGGUAAUUUGGUCGCUGUUCAGGCCAGUAGGAUAUCAACAUCUUUGCAUAAAGAUCGUCGAUCCGGUAUUGAAACACCUACCGUUCGUUUUAGCCCGUUCCACGUGUUUUGUAGCAAAGAUGGACACGCAAGAACCGCACGAGUUCUGUUAGCAAUGGUGAUACCUGGUCAUCUGAUAUUUGGUUACACUAUCAGUUACCUUCAAGCAGGACAUACAUCUUUCACGCCUAUAUUCAUCGUCGUCUACUUGACCGCGGCUUUGUUACAGGUAAUUUUAUUACUGUACAUUGCCCGAUUGAUGGUAGUCUGGAUGUGGAGAAAAGGAAUGGAUCCAGAUAGUUCGGCGAUACCAUAUCUAACGGCAGCCGGUGAUUUAAUUGGGACGGCAUUACUUGGGAUCGCGUUUCACAUACUAUACGCCAUCGGUGAUAGAGAUUCGGACGUAGGAGAUUGACCGUUUUGGACCAUUAUUUACAUUUACAUUAAAACCGCUCGUGCAAAAUAUUGACUGAACGUGGUGACCACAGAACAGUAAGCAUAACAAAUGUUUAUUAACGUAUCUUUUCGUUUUCUUAACAAAUGAAUCGUGAAAGAUUAUUCUUUAUUUUCCUAUAUCCGUGUAUUUAUCAUCGCACAAUUCGUAUUUACUUUGAUAAGGAAAAUAGCAAAAUCUAUGAGAGCGAAUAACGGUAUAAAUUAAAAAUGUGCGAAUGAACGAGUACGAUUGAUAGAAGGAGUGGGAGGAUGUCAGAGAGGGAGAGAGAAUGAACUUAUCGCUUACUACUAUUAUUAUUAUUAUUAUUAUUAUUAUUAUAAUUAUUAUUAUUAUUAUUAUUAUUAUUAUUAUUAUUAUUAUUAUUACGUAGGCGCAAUAGAUUUAGAAAAACGCAUGUAUAAUAUACUAAUAUAUAGAAAUACAUACGCACCAAGUUGUCCGUUUCAGCCGGAAGAAGAAUAUGAAAAAUAUACGAGCGAAUGAUAUCGCAUUUAAUUUUGAAAGGUCAAAUAUUUUUUAUCGGGAAUGUAUUUACUAGUUAAAAUAAAUUCAAGUUGCAACUUUUGCUACACUUCUAUCA
This is a messenger RNA of Osmia lignaria (orchard mason bee), 2572 nucleotides long. RefSeq names its product solute carrier family 41 member 1-like. Gene Ontology annotation, biological process: monoatomic cation transport. Gene Ontology annotation, cellular component: plasma membrane. Gene Ontology annotation, molecular function: monoatomic cation transmembrane transporter activity. Lineage: Eukaryota; Metazoa; Arthropoda; Insecta; Hymenoptera; Megachilidae. The record is from RefSeq and is a predicted model, not a curated record.